Messenger RNA from Phycodurus eques (leafy seadragon), 4970 nucleotides. It is a transcript of the gene frmd4ba, whose product is annotated as FERM domain containing 4Ba. Lineage: Eukaryota; Metazoa; Chordata; Actinopteri; Syngnathiformes; Syngnathidae. Gene Ontology annotation, biological process: establishment of epithelial cell polarity. The coding region runs from base 261 to 3173 and encodes 970 amino acids. The record is from RefSeq and is a predicted model, not a curated record. The transcript is spliced from 24 exons. Gene Ontology annotation, cellular component: bicellular tight junction; cytoskeleton; adherens junction.
GAUGAUGGGACCGGCCGGCUGUCUGGAGUGAGCGUUCGUCGUUUACGUCAAGCCGGUGUCUUUUCCGGGCUCUACCAGUGCGAUCUGUGAUGAACUCCACUCAUUUGCUCCAUCUAACAACACUGUGUGCGCUGAGUUCGGUUGGGAUCGGCGCCGGUCGGUCGGCUGGCAUCUCGUGAGCACCAACAAUAACAAGUGGGAGUGAUCCGAGCACAACAAAACACACAAGGUAACUGGAGCCUAUUUCAGCUGACGGACAGAUGACUGAGGGACGUCAGUGCCAGGUUCACCUACUCGACGGUCGGAAGCUGGAGCUGCUGGUCCAGCCCAAGCUUUUAUCACGAGACCUGUUAGAUUUGGUGGCAUCCCAUUUUAACCUGAAGGAGAAGGAAUACUUUGGACUUUCCUUCAUAGAUGACACUGGUCAGAAUAACUGGCUUCAGCUUGAUCGAAAAGUCCUUGAUCAUUGCUUCUCUAAAACUUCAGCUACACUGGAGCUCAAAUUCCUUGUGAGGUUUUACAUUGAGAAGGUCGCCUUUUUAAAAGAAAACACGACUGUGGAGCUGUUCUUCCUGAAUGCAAGAUCUUUGGUGUUUAAUGAGAGCAUCGAAGUGGAGAGCGAGCACGUUUUCAAGUUAGCUGCUUUCGUAUUGCAGGAGGUCAGCGGUGACUACACAUGUACUGAAACAGCGAAAUCAAACUUAAAGCAUCUCCCAGUUCUCCCCACCCAAGUUCUCAGGGAUCACCCAUCUCUCAGUUAUUGUGAGGACAAAGUGAUUGAGCAUUACAAGAAACUCAAAGGUCUGACCAGAGGGCAAGCCAUUGUGAAGUAUCUGAGCCUGGUGGAGUCCCUGCCAACAUAUGGAGUCCAUUAUUACCCAGUAAAGGACAAGGAGGGAAUACCCUGGUGGUUAGGUGUCAGCUGCAAAGGUGUUGGCCAAUAUGACUUGCAAGACAAAUUGAAACCUAGAAAGUUGUUCCUGUGGAAGCAGUUGGAGAAUUUGUAUUUCCGAGAGAAGAAAUUUGCUGUGGAAGUAAACGACCCCCACAGUCGAACAGUGAGCAAGCGGCCCUUUGGACAGACUGGUCUUGUCAUUCACUCCUGGUAUGCCAGUCAUUCUCUAAUUAAAACUAUCUGGGUGAUGGCCAUCAGUCAGCAUCAGUUCUACCUGGACAGAAAGCAAAGUAGAGCAAAUAUGACCACAACAAGAAGUUCGGGAGACCUUGCCAUGGAUCUUACGGAGAUCAGUGCCCAGCGGAUCAGUAAACUUCCCAGUGUUGAAAGCAAAGAUCAGCUUAUUAUGGCAAGCAGUGGAAGCCUCAUAUCGGCUGGUUCUGCUGACUCUGACGUUGCUGAGGAACAGAAGAAAGAGAAGAUUACCAAGUUAAAAACAAAAGAAAACAAACUUCAAGGCAUACUUACACAGAAACUUGAGGAACUGAAGAAGAUCUGCAUGCGAGAAGCCGAACUUACUGGCAGAUUACCUAAAGAGUACCCCUUGGUUACUGGCGAAAAGACCCCUCAAGUUCGACGCCGUAUUGGGACAGAGUUCAAGCUUGAUGACCUUUUCCCCUAUAAUGAGGACCCUUAUUUGAGGAAUUUGGAAAGCAGAUUUGCCUUGCAGCAGAAGAUUGUGGAAGCAGCCAUCAAGUUAACCAAUGAGAUAGAUCUUUCCAAGACAGUGAAAAAAAAAAGAAAACAUAACUGUCUGGAUGCAAUGAGGAAACUGGAGGAGAUUGAGAAGGAGAUCAACACUUACAGGAUCAGGAAAGGAAAGAAACCAACCCAAAGAGCUUCACUGAUAUUAGCAGAUGAUGUCAAUCCGUCAGACCUCAGUUCUUUGUCUGACAGCUUCACACUGGAUGAAGAUGACGAGCUCAGCUCCCAUAGACAGCGUUCAAGUUCAGUCCAUUACUCUCCAAGACCCCACCAUGCAGACACACUCAGCAUUCACUGCAGCAAAGAGAGACGCGCUUCGGCCAAUGACCAGCACGCGGACAGCAGGUUAAAUUACAGUCAAAUCCAGGAUCCACUCCACUACAGUCACCAUGAUGCCUUAUUAAGUCAGUCCAACAGUCCAUACAAAACUGCUUCCAGACAGUCAUGCGAAGCCCGCAGUAUGCCUCCCACUCCACUGCUUACCCGCAAUGCUUACAGCAGUACCCAACUCAAAUCGGAGGACUCACCACAGCUUUUUCGCCAACGGAGCGGGAGUCUGGAGUCCCAGUCUCAGUUUCUACCAGAGACUCAACCAACUGUACCCACAUUCAACGUUUCCCCAACCCGACGCAGCAACAGUACUGAGGUACUCGACGACGGCUCCUCCUACACCAGCCAAUCCAGUGUGGAGUAUGCUGUUCCUGGUAACCACAACCACCGACGUAGAGUGCGUGGCCGCCACAGGAAAGAUAUUUAUGCCAACACAGGCAGCAUGCCCAACUUGGCUCAGCCACAGACCCACUGUUAUGCCUACCAGCCCCGCACUCGACCCACCACUACUGCCUACUACAUCACAGGAUAUCCUAACCAUACGGAGCCAGAGCUUUACUCUCAUGGCGUCUACAUGCACGACAAUGAGAUGGAGGGACACUACAGCGUUAAACCGCCACUCCAUUCCACCCAUGCAGCUUAUCGUGCCCAUGAUGUGCACAGUCACUAUGGCAACGAUGAGAUAGAUGGCAUCUCACAGAACCUGUACGCAACGCUCCGGCCACCUAGGAACCGCCCAGCUCCCCUGAGUGAAGAACAUUUAUCGAGGAACCUUCAGAAGGCUGUUGUGGCUGAGCACUUGAGAGGCUGGUAUCAUCGCAACACUGCUUACAAGCAGGCUGCAUACAGCUGUGACUAUGACCGGGGCUCCCAGCAGAGUCUGGGCUACCAGACAAUGCCUGCACCCUUGAGCCACAACAACAGGAACCUCUCCUACUCAUCAGCCUCCUCCACUGGAAACUGGCAUGGCCAUAUUAGUAGUCAUGGUAUAGUGGAUUGUGACAUGCCCAAGCAGAUGCCACAGACCUACAGCUACACUACAGCUCCCUUCAGCCGCUCCACCCACAGUAGAUCCUACGUAGAUGUCAACCAAAUGGACAUCAGCAACCAAAUGCAAACGAGCAUGGACCCACAGGAUCGGAUACACUGGCAUGAAGACUCAAAACCAGGAACGAUAGUUUAGCUGCCUGCCAUUCAAUAAUCUUUAGCUUGACAAGUUGUCCCUGUGCCUUAAACUGCACUUACUGUACUUAUUUUGCUGAGCAAGGAGAUCCAAAGAAUGAAGAAAUUUACACACAAAUGCCAAACGGACCUAGAUGCUCACAGGUGUUCUUUGUCUGGAUUGACAAGAAGUGUUUGUAGGGACGGCACUGUUGUGGACUGCUUUAAAAUAUCCAGUAUUGCUCUGAAGAGAUUGAAACUUUGCGAGUUGUCUCUCUGAAGGCCAUAUUGAGCCACAUUGAACAAGUUAAUCGCAUUUUUUUUCUGCCACUUGCAUAAAUGUGUGAACGUAACCAUGAAGGACUAGUCAGGGAUUGAUAUGACCUCAUCAAAAAUGAAGGAACUCAUUAGGAGUGAAUCGGACAAAUAUGUCUCGUUCCUGGAACACUGCACACCCACUAGAUAAUGUACUAUAUUUUCGCGACCAUAAGGCGCACCUUAUUAAAAGGUGCAGUCUCAGUUACAGGGUCUAUUUCUGUAUUUAACACAUACAUAAGGCGCACCAUAUUAUUGGGCGCAGGCAUGGUAAAACAUACGGUAGCAUGCAUGCACGCUAAAACGUACGCUAGCAAGCAUGCUAGCGUAUGUUUUUAAAAAGGCAGCGGGAGCAAAACUGAGUUCGGGUGUACUUUAUUGAAGUAUUUAACAAUGUACUCACAUAUUUCAUACUCACAUAUUUUUUGAUCAAUCCUAAUCCACAAAUCCAUCAAAGCCCUCAUCUUCUGAAUCCGAAAGGAACAGCUGGGCAAGUUCUCCAACAAACAUGCCGAGUUCCCUUUCGUCAUUGUCUGAGUCAGUCUCGUUGCCGGGGGGCUGUUCAGCAAUGAUGCCGGCGUUUUCCUGCUUCCUCCACUUGCGAACCAUGGAUUCGUUGAUCCUGAAUUUUCUCGCGGCUGCUCGAUUCCCAUGUUCCUUCGCGUAACUGAUAGCUUGCAGUUUAAACCGUGCUUCGUAAGCGUGUCUCUUCGUAGGUGCCAUUUUCGGGGGUCCUUAGCCAAACCGAUGUUGUUUGCAAAUACCGGCACUAUAUACCUACUGGGGGGGUGCCUUUAGCGUCCUCUGUCACGCGCACCCUUCCCCCUUUAACGUCCGCAUACUGUCCUCAGUCACGUCCGCCUUUCCUCUAUAUAAGCAGCGUGUCGGCAGGAAAUGCUCCCAGUCAGUCAAGCGGAGCGCUCAUCAAAGUCACACAACAACAUUUAAAGAUUUUGGAACUUGGUGCACACAUAAGGCAUUAUAAGGCGCCCCAUCCAUUUUGGAGAAAAUUUAAGACUUUUAAUUGCGCCUUAUGGUCGUGAAAAUACGGUACUUUUAUUUCUGAAUGCUUUUAACAACCACACUUUCUAGGCUCAUUUGUAUUUAGUCUGUGUGACCAUGAUGUUUGUAAAGGUACACUACGGUACCUUACUGUAAAUUACAAACAAGUCACGUUUGUUUGUUUGUUUUUAUUUAACACCAGUAUUACUCCCAAGAAUCAAACAAAGGUUACUGCCACCUUUCUACACAAAUAUUGGACUUCAAGAGAAGAAACUAACAAUAAAAACAUGGUUCUUUUACAUCCAUGCUGGAACUCAUGGACUGGUGCUCCUGAUUUCACUCAAGAGAAUGUUAUAUAUGUUUUUAUUGUGAAUACACUGGUUGUUUGUCGAGCAUUUUAUGUAUUUGAAAAGCAUGUAAUAUAUAGCAAGAAUUGUUGUUAAGCUGGUUCUUAGGAUUUUGUAUAAUUUCACUUGUUUGAAUAAAAAAAAAAAAAACUUGA